Ixodes scapularis (black-legged tick) is the source of this 1771-nucleotide messenger RNA. RefSeq lists its product as uncharacterized. The transcript has 3 exons. The coding region runs from base 17 to 742 and encodes 241 amino acids. The record is from RefSeq and is a predicted model, not a curated record. NCBI's taxonomy places the organism in Eukaryota, Metazoa, Arthropoda, Arachnida, Ixodida, Ixodidae.
UCCCCGCCUCGUCACCAUGCUUCUUCGGGUGUUCCUGCUCGCAUGGCUUCUUGCGGGAAUUCUCGGUCAAGAGACAUCAACGGGGACAGUGAAACCCACAAGCGUGCAAACAACGUCGAGCCCGGCAGAGCAGACGACCAGCGGAGAGACCAACGAGGAAAUCGAAGAUGCCAACGACUUCGUGGAUCAGAUCCUCGAAGAAGUGCAGACAAGCGAAGCUAUCCAAGCCAAAAUCAAACCGGCUGUCCUGGGUGACUUGCACUACAACGGCUUCAAGCUGUCCAACGCAGUGCUGCACGGCGUCAACUCCGUUUACCGCAGCGACAACUGCACUUUCCACUUCUCCGACACUUCGUUCGACGUUCUGGUGCACUUGGGAGCCAAGGACUUGCACCUCGAGUCCGGCUGGUCGAGAACCUGGCUCUACAUUCCAUUCGGGGGCCACGUCGGCGCCAAGCUACGGGAUGUGAGCAUCUUCAUGGACAUAAACGUCGGCAAGGAUGGAGCGCCUACCCUGCGUCGGCUCAAGGUGAUCCGCCUGAGCGACAUACACGUCACCAAGGCCACUGGGGCGUCGGUCCUCUUCAACUGGGCGCUGCGCAGCAUUCUCAAUUGGGUCGUGAACGCAAACAAAGGCAAAAUCAUCCAGCUGGUUGAAACCGACGGAGCGAUGGCCAUCAACGAAGCCAUGAAAGACCUCGGCAGCAAACUCAACUCGCUGAACGAGUUUCGGAGACGCUGAAGCCCUCGGUAGCCAGCUUUGGGACUACAUCGAGCAUCGCAACCCCUUAGUGGCGUUAGUUAUGCAAGACGGACAAAGUAAUUAACGGGAAAAAUCUAUACCCGGUGCAUACCCCUUCGGUAUAGGAACUUUGGAACUUUAAAGAGGCUUUCUUGCCGUACGCCAAUAUUUAGAAUAUAGUCUGUGAUAAGCCGUCUGAAAAGUUUGUCGGAAGGUUCAAUUAUGCGCGCGAUUGGGAUCCUGUAUAUACUUACUUGCCAUAUAACGUUUUGUCUUCAAGCGAAGAGCGUCAGUCCUUGCCAACAACAAUAUGGUAUGAAAUACAAUUGUAUUUCAUACCAUGAUGAAAUACAAUUUAUGAUAUACGGUGUGACUUGUGAAGCGAUCCAGGUUUUAUGGCAUUACCAUGUCAGAAACAGAUGAAAAAUAAUUAAACGUUUAGUUCCUGCCAUGCUGGCCCGGUGAAAUCAGUGCUAUAUUAAUAUUAGUGUUGGACAAGAAAGUCAAUAAAAUAUUUAAGAUAAAUUACUAAAUACCUACAUCAAAAUGUGUUUAGAGUACUACUUAAGUUACUUUCCUUCCAAACUAUCUUGAGCAGAAUACAAAUAUUUAGUAAAGUAAUUUAAUUACUUUUGAAGAUUCUUCUUCAUCGUGUAAUAUCGACUUCAGCGACACCAGAAUGGUACAUUUGCAAGCAACAAAAGCAAAUAUAAAAAAUCGCAGUCAUAAUACAAGAAGUACAGUAUCACACUGGUGAAUGUUACAACAAGCAGAAAGAGGUCGCUCUACGUAUGGUUACAUCGCAGAAAAUCACAUCUUGAAGUGGUUUUAUUAAGCGCACCUUGGAUGUAUCGUUUUACUAAGGGCACAAAAAAACGCAAGUAGAGUAGACUACCCUAAUGAUGCAUUCGGAGGUAACUGUAACUUCAAAAAGAAGGGCACAAGGGACACAAAGAAGCCCUUCUGUCUUGUGGUUGUCGAUUUCUUCCUUUUUCACCCCCAUACUAAAGGCCUACAACUUUGAGAGAA